GAGAGUCCCAAAUGGAGAGAGAAUUAUCAGAGUGUGUCUUCUUCUUCUCAUUCUUCUUCUUCCUGAAACUAGGGUUCAGAUUGAUUCCCAAAUCUCUGAUACUCAUCACACGAAUUUCUCUUAAUUUUUAGAUUCUCAGAAACCGUUCAGAUAGAUGCAUAGUGGAAAUUUGGAUUUUAUUUGAGUUUUGGUAACCUAAUGGUCUAGGGUUUUUAAUUUGUUCGAUGGGGAGCACUGGUGAAGCUGAUAGGAAGCGACGCCACUUCAGCUCUUUAUCCCCAACCGCUGUGGCUAAGAGUAAUUCAUCAUCUGUUUCAUCUGUGGUUCCUUGUUCUCUAGAGAAAAAGAUUGACACUGGAGUACUAGAAUACAGGAAUAAGAAGCUUUUUAGGGAGUUGGAAACACAGAAAGUUGAAUAUCAUGUUCGUCUGAAUAAAUACUCUCAGCGGAAAGAUAGACAACAAGCUUAUGAUGAUACGUUAGUUGUUGUUGAUGGUUCGUGGAAACAGUUGGUUAAUGACUUGGAAUCACAUUCCAUUCACACAAGAGGAUAUUUGAGCAAUGGACAGGUCUCAAAACAAUCCUCCACAGGUGGGGCAACUUCUUCCCCAGAUAAUACAUUUCUAUGCAGGCUCCUAGAGACCGGUGCAACUGACAGCUGCUCUGCAAACAGCUCCCCUGCUGAAAAUGUAGUCGAUAAUUGUGCUUCCAGUUUAGCAACAAGAUGCAUCAUAGAAAAUAUAGUUGCUACCAUUGACGACUUACGGAAAGUGAAGGACAGAGUUUCCUCUGCACUUUUGGAGAAACUCCCGAAAGAUGAUCCUGAUACUCGAAAGACUUCAACUGACUUGGUAAUGGAGGUUAGUAACAUAAGAGCAGCUUUUGAAAACCAUCAUUUAAAGCAUAAAUCAGUCUCACAUGAAGUUCAAAACCACCGAGACACUGACGCAAGGAAUAAAGCGGAAUUGAUACGCUUGUCUGGGGAUCUGGAGAGUACUAUCAGCGAGCUGGAAGAAAGCAACUCCCAGUUGGCAACUCUGAAAGCACAAAAAGAUGCUUCCCGAGGCUUACCUAUUCCUGUCUUAAAUUUCGGUAAUAAACAUGUUUCUGUGGAGAAGACAAGGGACAAGCAAAAAGAUAUACAGGACAUGGAGUGUACGCUAAAGGAGUUAAUGGAGUUGGCUUCAUCUCGGCUACUAGAAGUCCAGAAUCUUCAUGAGGGAAGGAUAAAAAUUCUGAAGAAAUUAUCUGGAUUGCAGAGCACUAUGAAGGAUUUGAAGUACAUCAGCGCAUCCAAACCCUACCUCCUGCUAUGUGAUCAGCUUGAGAAAUCAAGAGACGAAGUGAUCCGAUGUCGUGCCAUGUGGGAGAAACUGCAGGUGGAGAAGGACAAUUUUGUUUGGGGCGAAGCAGAUUUAACUGUGAAAGCAGAUGUCGCCGAUGUUUCUCGAAGAGCUGCUUCAGUUGCCGACUCUUGGAUACAUGAUCUUGAAAAGGAGUUGCAUAAACAGUUUGAUCAAAGAAAUCUGUUCGAGAUUAAAUUAGAAGAGGCUUCAGGAGAACGAGGUAGGAAAGAAAUAAUAUCAGAGUUUAAAGCAUUAGUAUCUUCAUUUCCAAAGAAAAUGGGCAUUAUGCAAGGUCAACUGAGUGAAUAUAAAGAGGCUGCUUUAGAGGUUCAUUCAUUGAGAGCUGAAGCUCAGUCACUGUCUAGCAUUCUUGAUAGGAAAGUAAAUGAGAUAAAUACGCUGUCUGCAAGAUCUGCUGAUCAGAAAGCUGAAAUACUUGCACUGAAAUCCGCGGUUCAUGAUCUGAAGGAUACUGUUCAAGAGUUGAAGCUAUUUCUGGAAAUGUAUAGACGUGAAUCAACUGAUUCAAGGGAUGUCGUUGAGGCUAGAGAUUUAGAAUACCAGGCAUGGGCACUAGUUCAAAGUCUGAAAUCUUCUCUUGAUGAAUAUGGCUUGGAGUUGCGUGUUAAGGAAGCAAACAAAGCUGAAGCUGUAUCACAACAACGGCUAGCUACAGCAGAAGCUAAGAUAGCUGACCUCAGACAAAAGUUCGAAGUUUCUAGAAGGGAUGCAUCCAACCUUUCUGAAGUUCUGAAAUCCAAGCAUGAAGAAGGAGAGGCUUACUUAUCGGAAAUUGAGACGAUUGGGCAGGCAUACGAGGAUAUGCAGACUCAAAACCAGCAGCUAUUGCACGAAAUUACUGAGAGAGAUGAUUAUAACAUUAAGCUUGUUUUGGAAGGUGUCAAGGGAAGACAAUUGCAGGAUACCUUGUGCUUGGAAAAACAAAACAAGGAAAAAGAGUUGCAGCAAGCCAAUGCAUCUCUGAGCUAUUAUGAACUGAAAGGAGCACGUCUAAGUGAUCAGUUGAAAUUGUGCUCAGAGCAGGUUCAGAAAAUUGGAGAAGAUAGGUGCCAGACCUCCUCCACUUUGGAAAAAAUGCAAAAAAGACUGUUAGAUGUCAGAAGAGAGUCACAACGUCUGAGGGAGUCGCUCUCAAAAUCACACUCCAAGGUCGAAAAAGUUCGAAUGACUGUUGCGGAGCUGCAAAUCGAGCUAGCCAAUGAAAGAUUCUCCAAGAAAAGGGUCGAGGAAGAGUUUGAUUCCCUUACAAGGAAGGCUGAUCGUCUUGAUGCACAUGCUCAGGGGUCUUCUAUUUUAGAAAAGCUUCAAAAAGAAGCGAAAGAGUACCGGGACAUUCUCAAGUGUGGUAUCUGCCAUGAAAGGCCAAAAGAGGUUGUCAUCACAAAAUGCUACCAUCUCUUCUGCGGCACUUGUGUCCAGAAAAUUCUUGAAACUCGGCACCGCAGGUGUACGACCUGUGCCGCUAGUUUUGGGCCUAAUGAUGUGAAGCCUGUUUACAUAUAAAUCUGUUGUAGAAAAGAAAAAGUGAUUCGUCUGUCUGGCUCAAACUGCGGUUAGGUUCCGUGUAGUUAGUUGUGGUUGAUAUAUUUCAGAAAUUUUGUAAAAUGAAAUAAAACAAUAGUUAAUCAUAGUGUGAUGCCGGCAUGCUUCUUUUGGUGCUAUAUCUUGGCUUUGUGUUCUGAUA
This is a messenger RNA of Papaver somniferum (opium poppy), 3051 nucleotides long. Its product is annotated as E3 ubiquitin-protein ligase BRE1-like 1. Gene Ontology annotation, cellular component: HULC complex; nucleus. Bases 225 to 2870 code for a protein of 881 amino acids. The transcript is spliced from 19 exons. NCBI's taxonomy places the organism in Eukaryota, Viridiplantae, Streptophyta, Magnoliopsida, Ranunculales, Papaveraceae. The record is from RefSeq and is a predicted model, not a curated record. Gene Ontology annotation, molecular function: ubiquitin protein ligase activity; metal ion binding.